Messenger RNA from Schistosoma mattheei, 2982 nucleotides. The record is from the annotation of a GenBank genome assembly. NCBI's taxonomy places the organism in Eukaryota, Metazoa, Platyhelminthes, Trematoda, Strigeidida, Schistosomatidae.
AUGUCUAACGGACCAUCAUGUUCAAUUCCAUCAAACUCUAAUUCAGUGCCACCACUAGUUACAUCAUUUGCACGACAUAAUUCUCGUCCACGAGCUGCUACUCGGUCAUUUUCUAUUCAACCACAAACUAUUGCACCAUUAGCAUUAGAUGAAGAAGAAAUUGGAAGUUCAGUCAAAAAUCAACGAAUGCAUAGUCGAAAAUCUCCAUCAGUUGAAAAUAAAAUAAAUAAUCAUACUAAUGGAUUCAUGAAAGAAUUAUCAAUUUCUUCGACAAGUUCUGAAGAUGCAGUAUCUGAUGAUAAUGAUUUGUAUGAUAAAGAUUCUGGUUCUGCAUCACCGACCUCUGCAAAAUUAUCUCAUUCAUCUAAUAAGUCACAUAAAAGUAAACAUUUUUAUCAUACACGUAAAAAUCACGCUUCUUCAUUCGUGACAUCAUCAUCAACAACAACAACACCGACAACAACGUCAACAGGAAUCAUAAUGACACCGACAUGUGUUACUUUAGCAGCUGCUCCUAAUAUUAAUUUUAAUCAUAAAGGCUAUUUAUUUUCAUCAAAUGAAAAACAAACACCAGUCAAUGGUAGUUGUGAAGAUACAUCAACUAUGAAUCAUGUCCAGCAUCGAGAAACAUCACAAUUCAAUCGCGCUACUCCAGUUCGACGCAAAUCAAUUAGUACAACGAGACCUAGCUGUUUGACAAACACUACAUUGACAGUGAAUGCAAAUUCGUCACCGUUCAAUAAUUACUCCUCAAUAUCGACCAAUAACGAUAAGGAAACUACAACUAGUUCUACUGUUUCUUAUAAAAAUUCAGUUAAUUCAACAGUAGCAAAUCGUGUUAAUUUAUUUAACAAUGAAUUAAAUAAGAAUAACACAUCGUCUUUAGAUAUUGAAUCAAAAAAUGUAAAUAGAGAACAAAAUCAACCAAGUAUUUAUCCUAAACCACGAACAAUGUUUCGUUAUCCUCCUAAUGCCGCAGAUAUACUAAAUGAAUCUAAUCCUUUUCGAUUAGUCGAUAAUACAUCAGCAACUGAGUCGUCAAUUACACCACCGACUAUCCCACCACAUAGUUCUCGUUUACCUGGAGGAGUGAAUAAUACAACAAUUAAACAGUUCAAUAAUAACAGUAAUACAAGUCAAGCAAAUCAAUUUUUAGAAGGAAUAACAAACACAAGUACAGUUAAUAAUAGUAUUGCUCCAAUUAACUCGUUCGGUGCUACAAUAAGGCGUCCUACAGCACCUGUCCCACAAAAUACUAUUGUACCUAAUUCAUCUGUUUCUAUUAAUCCAACAACACGUACUUCUUAUGCUUAUCAUUCAUUAAGAUUGCCGUCUCAUACAACUGUUAAUAGUUCUACUAAUGAAAUUCUGUUGCAUCAUCAACUUGGUCGAGUAAAUAAUCAAUUAAUUCGUCCAUCAGUUACCUCCUUAUGGUCUAAUGGCGUUAGUGAAAUUGGCUCAAAUCAAUCACCUACGAAUUCUCCUUAUACAACUGAUGCGACAGAGGCUACUCCAAACCUUCCAUUCAGCCGUAAUCUACCAGAACGGUCAACAAUUCAGCAUGUACCGACCGGAAGAGCCAGGGAACGUCUUGAAGGGACAUCGGGUGGUCCACGACUUGUUCGUCACCCUGGAACACAAAGUAUUGCUCAUCCAACUAAUGAAUCUCACUCUCGUACGUCAGCCGGUAGUUCGAAUUUUCCUACCCCAAGGCCUAGCAGUCCUGAUCUAUCAAUAUCCUCCGGAACUUCAUCCGCUUCCACUUUAAGUCAUCACGGUGAUCGGACAGAUUAUGAUGAAGAAUCUCCAACACCAGAAAAUGAAAGACAUGCUGGUAAUAAUCAGAGAAGCCAUACUAUUGAACCCUCUAUUCAACCACUCACUCGAAACUUUUCUGUACGUCCUUCAGUCAAUCGGUUGGAACAUGAAUCUAUUCACAAUCAUUCAAAUACUAAUGGAGGUAUCAACAAUUUUUUUCGUACCCUAACAACCCGUAUAUCCAGUAGCAAACUGUUUCGAAGGUCCGCCGUAAUUCAACCCGGUUUAUUGGCCACUUCUCCUGAGAACAAGGCAUCUAAUGUGAAUGACCCCAAUGAUCCCGACAUGAGAAUGGCACCUACAAUGGAGCUUGAUAAACUGGCUGUCGCAUGUGGAAGUCCUCCGCCAGAAACAUAUCACAAAAACAGUUCUAUAAGACUUCCUCGAAGUCGAAGUGGAGUCACUCCACAUCGGGUCACUCCUCAGGGAUCUCGAAGACUAACUGAUUUUAGCACAGUUACUGUUGAUGAACGUUCAAGUCGGAAGAAUGCAGAUGCAACAGAGACUCUGAAUCGAAGAAGAAAUAAAAAUGAAAUGAAUUUAGAUGUUACUGGAUCUAUGAAUCGGAGACACAGUCCAUUCUCUCGAGAUUCUCGUUCUCAGUCAACACAUCGUUCGUCAUCACGACAUGAUGAUCGCAGUAAUUCAAGACCUACUCCUCCACCAGUCCCAGCUCGUUGUGCAGUUGGGAUACCUUGUUCAGGUCAAAAUAAGUCUCCUUCGCCAGGAAAUGACAAUUCAAUAUCGAAUAACGGUAUAGCUGAUACCAAUCUUGGACGAACACGUAGUUUGCGAUUCAUGUUUCGUAAUGAAACUGCUAGUCGACGCCAAAUAGAAGAAAUGAUGCUCGAUAUAAAACAGGUUUUAACUAAUAAUAGCAUUGACUUUGAACAAGUCGGUGACCUAAAAUUGCAGUGUGCUUACGGUGAUCCUUCACGUGGUUGUCAAAUACCAAAUUUGACAAAUCAUAGCCAAACAUCUAAAAACUCUAACAGAUUAUCUCGCUUAACCGAUAAAACAGAACAUGGUGUUGUACAUUGGGAAAUGGAAAUCUGUAAGCUUAAUCGAGCUGGAGCAAAUGGAGUACGAUUUAAAAGAAUCAGUGGAUCGACAUCUGAUUUCAAACGUCUAGCAAAUAAACUUGCCUCUGAUCUGGAAAUUUAA